Messenger RNA from Corticium candelabrum, 5133 nucleotides. RefSeq names its product dynein axonemal heavy chain 8-like. Bases 1 to 5133 code for a protein of 1710 amino acids. Gene Ontology annotation, cellular component: dynein complex. Gene Ontology annotation, molecular function: dynein light intermediate chain binding; minus-end-directed microtubule motor activity; dynein intermediate chain binding. The record is from RefSeq and is a predicted model, not a curated record. NCBI's taxonomy places the organism in Eukaryota, Metazoa, Porifera, Homoscleromorpha, Homosclerophorida, Plakinidae. The transcript is spliced from 34 exons. Gene Ontology annotation, biological process: microtubule-based movement.
AUGCGACGGGUAAUUGGUUGUGGUCAUUUCUGCUUGUCACGAUUCUGUGAAGAAGUAUGCGACUUGGUGAAAACUCUUGUACCAGCAACUCGAAUUUUGUGGCAAUUGAUUAAAAUUAAAAUGUUGCCCACGCCUGCCAAGUUUCAUUAUGUUUUCAAUUUGCGAGAUCUUUCCCGUAUUUGGCAGGGAAUGCUGAAUGUGAAUGGUGAAGUUAUCUUCAAUAGUUUGAAGCUGCUAGCGUUAUGGCAGCAUGAGUGUUCUCGAGUGAUUGCCGAUCGGUUCACUUGCCAAGAGGACAAAGACUGGUUUGACAAGACAAUCCAUGGAGUAGUUGCAGAGUAUGUGGGAUUGCAGUACUUAAAACUGAUGGACGCUGAGCCGUACUUUGUUGACUUCUUGAGAGAUGCACCGGAACCAACUGGGGAAGAGACAGAUGAUGCAGAGCUAGUAGCACCAAAGAUCUAUGAACCAAUUCCUUCAUAUGACUUUUUGGCCGAGAAGCUUGUUCAGAAUAUGGCUCAGUAUAAUGAGACUCUACGAGGAUCUCAUAUGGACUUGGUCUUCUUCAAGGAUGCAAUGGUUCAUUUGGUCAAAGUUUCACGUGUUGUGCGAAUGCCCCGUGGUAAUGCUCUUCUAGUUGGUGUUGGAGGCUCUGGAAAGCAGAGUUUGACAAGACUUGCUUCAUUUAUUGCUGGCUAUAACACUUUUCAAAUUACAUUGACCAGGUCAUAUAACAUUUCAAAUCUUGUAGAUGAUCUGAAGUACCUUUACAGAGUAGCAGGUUGCAAUGGCAAAGGGAUCACAUUUCUGUUUACGGACAAUGAGAUUAAAGAUGAAGCUUUUCUUGAGUACCUAAACAAUGUCUUAUCUUCUGGAGAAGUAGCUAAUCUGUUCGCUCGGGAUGAAUUGGAUGAGAUCGCUCAAUCUCUAAUACCUGUUAUGAAGAAGGAGUUUCCACGCCGGCCACCAACACCAGAUAACCUUUAUGAUUACUUCAUGUCUAGAGCCAGGAAAAAUCUGCAUGUAGUUCUUUGCUUGUCACCAGUUGGAGAAAAAUUUCGAAAUCGGUCACUUAAAUUUCCUGGUUUGAUUAGUGGCUGUACGAUGGAUUGGUUUAGCAGGUGGCCUAAAGAUGCGUUAGCGGCUGUGGCUCAGCAUUUUUUGUCUAGUUUUGACAUAGUCUGCUCGCAAAAGGUUAAGCAGCAGGUUGUUGAAGCGAUGGGAGGAUUUCACGAUGCCGUUGCUGAAACAUGUUCUGAAUACUUCGCCCGAUAUCGCCGACAAACUCAUGUCACACCAAAAUCAUACUUGUCAUUUAUUAGUGGCUAUAAAAGUACCUAUAGUGAGAAGCAAAGUCACAUGGGUGAACUGGCUGAUCGAAUGAAGACAGGCUUGUCGAAACUUGUGGAGGCAAGUGAGUCUGUUGCUGUACUGUCAGUUGAGUUAGCAGUCAAAGAAAAAGAGCUUGCUGUUGCUUCAGAGAAAGCUGACAAGGUGCUUGCAGAAGUGACUGUAAGUGCACAGGCUGCUGAAAAGGUAAAAGCAGGUGUACAAAAGGUGAAGGACAAAGCACAAGCAAUUGUAGAUGAAAUCGAAGCGGAUAAGUCAAUUGCUCAGUCAAAACUUGAAGCAGCUAAACCAGCUUUAGAGGAAGCUGAGGCGGCUUUGCAGACUAUUAAGGCUGCUCACAUUUCAACUGUCCGUAAGCUUGCCAAGCCUCCGCAUCUCAUUAUGCGAAUCAUGGACUGUGUGUUACUACUCUUUCAACGCAAAUUGGAUUCAGUAGUUCCAGAUCCAGAUCGGCCAUGCAUGAAGCCUUCAUGGGGUGAGUCUCUCAAGUGUAUGAGUCAAAGUGGAUUUCUCAAUUGGCUUCAAACUUUCCCAAAGGAUUCUAUUAAUGAAGAAACAGUUGAACUAUUAAUGCCAUAUUUAGAAAUGGAAGAUUACACCUUGGAAGUUGCGAAGAAAGCGUGUGGUGAUGUUGCUGGAUUGUUAUCUUGGACCAAGGCUAUGGCCUUUUUCUUUGGUGUUAACAAGGAAGUUCUUCCCUUAAAGGCGAGCCUUAUUACACAAGAAGCACGACUAACUGUUGCUAAUGAAGAAUUGAGGCAAGCUCAAGGCCAACUUGAUGAGAAACAGCGUGAAUUAGAUGACGUCCAACGUCUUUAUGAUGCUGCAAUGCAAGAAAAGCAGGCUCUAUUAGAUGAUGCCGAAUCAUGUCGUAGAAAAAUGCAGGCUGCUUCAGACUUAAUUAAUGGUUUGGGUGGAGAAAAAGAGAGGUGGACAUUGCAAAGCAAACAAUUUGAGGAUCAAAUUGGAAGGCUUGUGGGUGAUGUUUUGUUGGCUGCUGGAUUUUUGUCAUACUUUGGUCCAUUCAACCAAGACUUCCGCUUACAAUUGCAAAGAAUUUGGAGAGCUGAUCUAGAUCAACGACAAGUGCCAUGUAGUGCAGACUUGAACGUCUCUUCUUUACUUGUUGAUGCCCCGACUAUAGGGGAAUGGAACCUUCAAGGUCUCCCCAAUGAUGAUUUGUCAAUACAGAACGGCAUAGUGGUGACGAAGGCAUCUCGAUAUCCACUGCUAAUUGACCCUCAAGGCCAAGGAAAGAACUGGAUCAGAAACAGGGAGGAAGACAAUGAACUUCAAGUUACUACCUUACAUCACAAGUAUUUCCGUAGCCACAUUGAAGAUUCUCUGUCAUUGGGAAGGCCAUUGCUCAUUGAAAACAUUGGAGAGGAGCUUGAUCCAGCUCUGGACAAUGUUUUAGAGAAGAACUUUAUUAAGAUUGGAAGAAACAUGAAGGUAAAAGUUGGUGACAAAGAAGUUGAUGUAAUGCCUGGUUUCAGGUUGUACAUUACAACAAAACUAUCCAAUCCAGCUUACACGCCAGAGAUUAGUGCUAGGACUGCUAUAAUUGAUUUUACAGUGACCUUGAAAGGACUAGAGGAUCAGCUUCUCGGUCGUGUUAUAUUGACAGAAAAGCAAGAGUUGGAAGCUGAACGGAGCAAACUAAUGGAAGAUGUUACCGUCAACAACCGCAAAAUGAAGGAAUUGGAAGACAACUUACUACUGCGCCUCACCAGUACUCAGGGUUCUCUUGUAGAGGAUGAGUCACUAAUUGCUGUACUGAAAACAACUAAAGUAACUGCAGAGGAAGUAAGUGAAAAGCUUCACGUGGCAGCUGAGACUGAAAUAAAAAUCAAUGAAGCUCGAGAGGAGUUUCGGCCAGUUGCUGCACGUGGCAGUAUUCUUUAUUUUCUCAUUGUCGAGAUGUCCAUGGUAAAUGUGAUGUAUCAAACUUCUCUCAGGCAGUUUCUUGCAUUGUUUGACCUUGCAAUGGCCAAUUCAGAGAAAUCACCCAUCACAGCCAAAAGAAUAAGGAAUAUCAUAGAGUACUUGACUUUUGAAGUGUUCGAGUACACCGUUCGAGGUCUUUAUGAAAACCACAAAUUUCUCUUCACUUUGCUUUUGGCGCUUAAAAUAGAUCUACAGAGUGGCAAUAUUAGGCACGAAGAGUUCCAAACAUUAAUUAAAGGUGGCGCUGCUCUGGACUUGAAUACUGUAGAACCAAAACCAUUUUCAUGGAUUCUCGAUAUGACUUGGCUUAAUUUGGUGGAUCUCAGCAAACUUAGAAAUUUUUCUGAAUUGCUUUGUCAGGUUGCAAGGAACGAGAAAGGAUGGAAGGCAUGGUUUGAUGCUGAUGCUCCAGAAGAGUCACCUAUGCCUGAUGGCUAUCACAACUCACUAAAUGCUUUUCGAAAACUACUACUUAUUCGGUGCUGGUGUCCAGACCGGACCGUGGCUCAGGCUAGGAAAUAUGUGUCGGACUCUUUAGGAAAGCGUUAUGCAGAAGGUGUAAUUCUUGACCUAGAAAAGAUGUGGAAAGAAAGUGACAUUCGUUCUCCACUGUCAUGCUUUCUGUCAAUGGGUUCUGAUCCGACUAAUCAAAUUGAAGCUUUAGCUAAGAAAGUGAAAGUGGAAUGUAGAGCUAUAUCGAUGGGUCAAGGUCAAGAAGUGCAUGCUAGAAGAUUGCUUCAGCAGUUCAUGGUUUCGGGUGACUGGGUGCUGCUACAAAACUGUCAUUUAGGACUAAAUUUUCUGGAAGAACUGUUUGAUAUUAUCACAAAAACAGAGUCUGUAAACAGUAACUUUCGUUUGUGGAUAACCACAGAAAUUCAUCCACAGUUUUCCAUUAACUUACUGCAAGCAUCCAUCAAGUUCACCAAUGAGCCUCCUCAAGGAGUUAAGGCUGGCCUUAAACGAACUUACACUGGCAUGUCUCAAGAUAUGCUUGAUGUCACAAACAUGCCACAAUGGAAGCCAAUGCUGUAUGCUGUUGCAUUUUUGCACACUACAGUGCAGGAGAGGCGCAAGUAUGGUCCUCUUGGUUGGAAUAUUCCGUAUGAAUUUAACCUAGCAGAUUUUACAGCAAGUGUUCAGUUCAUACGGAAUCAUUUGGAUGAUGUUGACCCCAAAAAGCAUCAUAUGGAUUACACAGGAACAUGCAUCUCUCUGGGACUUACCUGCUGGGUUGGUGGGACCCAGGCAAGGCUAAAGAUGCCACUUGCCGUACUGAGAGGUGCAGACCUGGAGACAGUCAACCACAAUGUGGCAAGCUGUAGUGCCUUGGCACUGAUGGACUACACUGAUCAACACAAUCAGAUUGCCUGCAUCAUCCACUGGGACAUUUUUCGUCAGUUUGAGGUUCCAGUGGAGAAGACCAGAUGGUACUGGCAUCAUGCUGAGAGGCUUGUGGAGAUGGACGACAUUACUAUGAUCUGUUUUGCUGAUGGCAUCAUUGCCUGGAAACAGUUUGAGAAGUUGGUGAAGUACAACGAAUUGCGGGCGGAGGUGGAAUUGUGGGACAGUGGUUGUCCAAGUGGUGUUGGAAGCAUUGGGCACAACAGCCGUGAUGGUCUAAGCCCCUCUGAGGCAGAGUUUGUUCCAGUGCUUACAAGAGACCUUACGAACCAGAUUGAUCUGGUUGGGCACGACAUAAUAUAUGAUAGCAGCUGUUCUGCUGAUGGCAACGUCACCAGGAACAUGCUGGUGUUUAUGGCAUUUAUUGACCUGAGGCCUCACGGGAUUAUCGAGGUGAUAAUCCCUGAGUCUGAGGUGUCGAUAAUGCCAUAA